Ipomoea triloba (trilobed morning glory) is the source of this 2152-nucleotide messenger RNA. Its product is annotated as aspartic proteinase CDR1-like. The transcript has 2 exons. The coding region runs from base 780 to 1958 and encodes 392 amino acids. Gene Ontology annotation, cellular component: extracellular region. The record is from RefSeq and is a predicted model, not a curated record. Lineage: Eukaryota; Viridiplantae; Streptophyta; Magnoliopsida; Solanales; Convolvulaceae.
AACUCCCCCAUUGGAAUUCCUCACGAAGAGGCAAUCCCCUCUGUAGAACGUCGGCAGCUCUUUACCAUCCCCCAGUGACGAAAGAUUGUGCCACAUGAGGGGCUCCCGGAGCGUGUGGUAGAGCAAGACAGCCGCCGACGGCCGCAGCGGCAUGCGGUGGUUGGGGGAGAAUUUCCCAACGGUAAACGAGAACGCCGUGAACGCAAAAUCCGGCGGCGCCAAGAUGGUGCCGGAGAAGUUGUGAGUGGAUGUAACGGUGGAGAGGAGGGUGGAGGCAAUGAGAGAGUAGCCGCGCGUGCGGAGGAUCUCGGCCGCCGCAUGGACGGAGGGCGGCGGUCCGGGGGUGGUGGUGGUUGCGGUGGACGCCGCCCAUGUGAUUAGGAGGCAAAAGAGGGGAAGGGAGAUUGUAAGGAUGUUGAAGGAACCGUAGCGGCGAAAGUCCAUAGCUUUUUGCAGUGUAUCGGAAAAUCAAGAAUAGCGGAUUGAAAUAUCAAAUAUGGUGGACUUUUACAGAAGUCGAAGAAUAUAUUGGCGUUGCAACGGGAAUAACCGUCUUUUGGCGGGAAUAACUGUACUACCUGACGGACCUAUUGCGAUAAUUGGGUCGCAAUCACUAGAUCGGUCCAUUCAUUAGAAGUAAAACACAAUAAAGCUAAGCCCAAGCAGCAGAAGCAGAAGAAGCUAAAAAGAAUGGCUAUGGCGGUUUUACGGUUGAACUCAUCCACCGGGACUCACCGGCUUCUCCACUCUACAACCCUCUUCUUUCUCAGCGCCAGCGCAUGAGCAUUGCGUUUCACAAUUCUAUGAACCGCGCCGCCGGCGCCGCCUCCGCUUCGGUCCAGGUGCUCCCUGAUCCUAAGGGCACAUAUCUCAUCAGACUCUCCGUCGGCGGCCCAACGCCGGCUCCUAAACUCGCCGUCGCUGACACCGGCAGCGAUCUUAUAUGGCUCCAAUGCUGCCAUGAUUGCUCCCAUAAAAAACCUCCCGAUUUUAAUCCCAACCGUUCCUUAACGUAUAAACCAAUCCCCUGUGAUUCCAAGGCCUGCUCAGCUCUUCCCGGUAGCCGUUGCGCCGCCGUCUCCGCCACCGUCUGCGGCGGAGACGACCGCGGUAAAAACACGACCUGUCUGUAUUCUGCAACGUAUAACGACGGCUCGUUCAGUUACGGCGAACUCGCGACGGACACGUUUACGUUAGACGUAGUUUCCGGCGGGGAAAACGCGUCGUUUCCUGACGUCAUUUUCGGUUGUGGAUUUAAAAACCACUUUGAGAACAACGAUACCGAAGUUUCCGGGAUUGUCGGUCUCGGAUCGUCGCCAUAUUCGCUCAUUAAUCAAAUCGGCGGCGCCAGAUUCUCCUACUGCUUAGUUCCCCUAUCAAAUCUGAACGCCUCAAGCACACUGCAUAUCGGCCACCGCUCCGCGGCGGUCCACGGCGGUCCCGGAGUGGUUUCCACGCCGCUGGUCAUUAAACCUCCUACAAUCUUCUACUACCUAACUCUCCUAUCAAUCUCCGUCGAAAACAAAACACUAAACCUAGUCGAUGAGUCAUCAAAAUCCGUUCCAAAAGGCAACAUGUUCAUCGAUUCCGGCACCACCUUCAGCUUUCUCCCGGCGGAUAUAUAUUUCAAGCUGGAAGAGACGGUGAAGAAUUCCAUAUCACUGAAGCCUAUGGAGCCGAAUCGGAGGAGAUUCCUGCGGCUGUGCUACCGGGAUUUGGGGGCCGAGGAUGUGCCGGUAAUCACGGCGCGGUUUGACGGCGGCGGAGAGCUCAAGUUGAAGGCGGUUAAUAGCUUUGUUGACAUCGGAGAUGGAGUUGGGUGUUUAGGGUUUGCUCCGACAAAGGGGAUUCCGGUGUUUGGGAACGUGGCGCAUACGAAUUUCUUGGUGGAAUAUGACGUGGAGAAGAUGGUUGUAUCCUUCGUGCCUACAGAUUGUGUGAAAUGGAAAUACAAGUAAUGCAUUUCUGUGCCAAUUGAAACUACAGAAACCCUAAAAUCCGACUAUAUAUAUGAUUUGAUCCUGUAUGUUCUCAUUUACUACUGGUGCAAAUAUGUUGAAAUGUUAGAAUGACAUAUAUAUAUAUAUAUGUGUGUGUUUGUGUGCGUGUAUAUACAUGAUAUAUGAUAAUACUAGAUAUAUAUUGUUAUUUA